Messenger RNA from Schizosaccharomyces octosporus yFS286, 843 nucleotides. Its product is annotated as CDK regulator. Gene Ontology annotation, cellular component: nucleus. Bases 1 to 843 code for a protein of 280 amino acids. The transcript has 3 exons. NCBI's taxonomy places the organism in Eukaryota, Fungi, Ascomycota, Schizosaccharomycetes, Schizosaccharomycetales, Schizosaccharomycetaceae. The record is from RefSeq and is a predicted model, not a curated record.
AUGGCCAAACGACAGAAUAAUGAGUCAGAAGACACUCAAAUGAAUGAGAUUAUGAAAGCUCCAGACAUGGAUUUCAUUAAUAUUGAUUUCGAAUUUUUUGACCCUCAGCCUAUUGACUUUCAUGCCUUCAAGAACUUGUUGAAACAGCUUUUGGGUUAUGACCACACAAACAUUAAUAUUAGUGCUCUUUCUGAUUUAAUUUUAAGCCAGCCUUUAUUGGGUUCUACUGUCAAAAUCGAUGGAAACAAUUCUGACCCUUAUGCUAUGCUUUCUGUCAUCAAUUUAAAUAGCAGAAGAGAAGAGCCGGUAGUAAAGGAACUCACUUCUUAUGUGCUUUCUAGAAUUGCAACAGUUAAUCCUACUAUGGAAAAGCAAGUUCGUGAGCUGUUGUCUCCAGAAUCCAAAGCCCAGGUUGGUUUGAUCAUUAAUGAACGAUUAAUCAACAUGCCCGUUCAGGUAGUUCCUCCUAUGUACAACAUGCUUCUAGAAGAAAUGCAGUGGGCCAUCGAUGCAAAUGAACCUUACAAUUUUACUCAUUAUCUAUUGUUAUCUAGAAGUUACGUCGAGGUAGCCUCCAAGCUCGAUGAUGAGGACGAACAACCAAAGAAGAAAGGCAAGAAGGCAGGAGAACAAGAUCUAUGCUACUUCCAUCCAGAAGAUGAACAGUUUCGUCAAGCCGCAUUGGCCAUUGCUGAUUACCCUUUUGCCAACCAAGAUUUCAACCCUGACAUGAACCGCGUAUUCCAGGAUGCUGGUAUUAAGCCUCAAGGUGAAUCUGUUUUAUUGACUCACGAUGCUUUCAAGUCUGUAGUCCCCCAACUGCUAAAUGUGUAUAGUGUUUAA